Molecule: messenger RNA, 2538 nt
Organism: Stylophora pistillata
Lineage: Eukaryota; Metazoa; Cnidaria; Anthozoa; Scleractinia; Pocilloporidae
Product: USP6 N-terminal-like protein
Biological process (GO): regulation of GTPase activity
Molecular function (GO): small GTPase binding; GTPase activator activity
Source: RefSeq, a predicted model, not a curated record
UUCAAUGCAAAUACAUUGAAAUUUAUGGCGAACGAGGGGAGGUUUCUCGCUGAAUUAUAACUCGUAGACGAGUUUGGUAGUCUAAAAAUGCUUCAUGUAUCAAGGGAAUUAUUUCUACAUACCGUACCAGCUUUACAGCAAGUUUUGAACCGGUGACUGCGACGAAUUCGGGGAUAAUUUCCUUGUGGUGUCGAGGCUGUCGCAGUACAACUCCCUACUACGUUCUGUAUUAUACAGGAAACUGGCUGAUCAACCCAUAAACAGCAACCUUAUGAACAGAUUUGUGUGCUUAUACCCGCAUCGACUUUACAGUUAUAUUUUGAUUUCGUGAAUACAGCCAUCGAGCGACAAAAUGAGCUUUUCAUCUGAGAUAGAUGAAGAUUAUGAGAAAACAAGAAAGCACAUUGUGGCAAAGUAUGACAGAGGUUAUGAUGAAAAUGCUGAAAUUGAUGACUGGGAGGAUGCAAACUUCUUUGUGUACAAAGUUACUGAUAGAUACGGAUUUCUUCACAAAAAUGACCUCCCUGAAGGCCGAGACGAUAAGCUUUUAGCAUUAGAGCGUGAUAGAGUUCAAAAAUGGGUCAAGAUGGUAAAGAACUGGGACAAAUACAUACAGGGGGAAAAGCUAAGGAGACGCAUCUACAAAGGAAUUCCAAAUUCUAUGAGAGGAGAAACUUGGAAAAAACUUCUCGGAGUUGAAAGCGUUCCAAACAGGACCACCGUGUAUGAGUCCAUGAAAAGGAUUGCCAGAGCUCAGUCUCCAGACAUUCGGCAGAUUGACUUAGAUGUCAACAGAACGUACAGAGAUCACAUCAUGUUUAGAGAUAGAUAUGGCAUCAAACAGCAAGCCCUGUUUCAUGUUCUUGCUGCAUAUUCCAUGUAUAAUGUGGAGGUAGGUUACUGUCAAGGCAUGAGUGGAAUAGCUGCCUUGCUGUUAAUGUAUCUUAAUGAAGAGGAUGCCUUUUGGGCUUUGUCUGCACUCCUCACUGACAGGAAACAUGCCAUGCAUGGUUUUUUUGUACCUGGCUUUCCAAAGCUGAUAAGAUUUCAAGAGCACCAUGAUAAGAUUUUAAGGAAACUUUUGUCAAGACUUCACAAGAACUUGGAAAGAGAAGGUUGUUAUUCAACUCUUUAUACUCUAAAAUGGUUUAUGCAGUGCUUUCUGGACAGGGUUCCAUUUACAUUAACACUAAGAUUGUGGGACAUAUUCAUGUUGGAAGGGGACCGACUGUUGACUGCCAUGGCCUACAACAUCAUGAAAAUGCACAGAAAAAUUUUCAUAAAAAUGGGCCUCGAGGAAGUCGUGCAGUUCCUACAAGAGAAAAUGCAUGCGUAUAAUUACGACGACGAUGAAGUAGUCGAGUUGCUCCAGGCUGCGAUGUUCGAGUUGAAACGUUUGGGACUGGACACUCCACCGGCGCCCUCUAGGGCGGAAUUCCCGUCACUCCCUCCGGGCACAGCAUUAAAACGAGGCGUUUUCCAAACAGCGUCUGCGCGCGCACGCAAGAACAAAGAAAAAGAUAAAAUUAUCCGCGUGCCUAUGGACAGGCCUCCUUCUCCAGUCUCUCCCGAAAUAUCACCUCUUCGUGGGGUUCCGACGAAUUUGUCGCAUUCACCGCCAUCUCAUAUGAAUCGUAGCGAGACUUCUGUUUCGACAUUUCCCGGUACUCCAACGGAGUACCGAAGUGAAGCAUCGGUAUCAACGAUAAUAGAAAUCAAGCGAUACCCUCAACUACCGGCAAGUUACCGAGGAGACUUGAAUAAUCAGCGCACAACGCACGACGACCCUCGAUGGUUAGAUCAUCGGAAGAGCGAUGGACAUGAGGUGGAGAUCUUGCGGUACAAACCACCAGAUGGACGUAUAGUGUAUCAUUCCGAGAGCGUUCUCCCCUCUUCCGACAGCGCUACGGACGGCAGCAUGCGGAGGCGAAGAGUUAACGAAGGUUCUUACAACUCAAUGUCAACAUUUCGGCCAAUCAAUGGAGACAUGGACGCGCUUGCGAUGGCUUCCAAGCCCGGCGGAUCACCUGUUUGGAAACAUCACUCGAACGAACACCAGGGAAGGAGCUUGCGCAGUAGCCAGGCUGGAAGCCAAUCCAGUGUCAGCAGUAGGAACAGUCAAUUCAGCUUACAGAAUGUCACGUGGGAAGCUUCUAAAACCAAUCUGUUUGGUAUCACGGAGCUCUGACUUAUCAUGCUGGGAUCCCGACAGAGACUGUCCUAAGAUUUGGAUAUUUAUGUCUAUUUUAAGCCUGCAUCACCCAUGCUCGUUGUAAGACGCUUAUCCGUCUCACUUUUAUUGGAUUUAUUUUUACGCCCCACUCUUCUCCCUUCGCAAUCCCCUAUCCCCUCAAAAGAGAAAAACGCGAAUGUGUAUGGAUGUGUGAGUGCUUACGUGGUCGAAUUCAGUAACAGGCAAAACAGGCGAUCGUUUACUCUCCCCCUGGCUUCCUCGAUACUCGAAGACAGGGUUCGUACGCGUCUUGAAAACCCUUGAAAACCCUUGAAUUUCAGGAGGCCAGUUUCCAGGCCUUGAAA